Messenger RNA from Trichechus manatus latirostris (Florida manatee), 1642 nucleotides. Its product is annotated as zinc finger protein OZF-like. The coding region runs from base 65 to 1510 and encodes 481 amino acids. Gene Ontology annotation, biological process: regulation of transcription by RNA polymerase II. Lineage: Eukaryota; Metazoa; Chordata; Mammalia; Sirenia; Trichechidae. Gene Ontology annotation, molecular function: RNA polymerase II cis-regulatory region sequence-specific DNA binding; DNA-binding transcription factor activity. The record is from RefSeq and is a predicted model, not a curated record. The transcript has 2 exons.
UGACUUCUCCCAGGAGGAGUGGGGGCUCCUUGAUGAGGCACAGAGGCUGCUGUUCUGCGAUGUGAUGCUGGAGAACUUUGCAAUCAUAGCCUCCCUGGGUUCUUGGCAUGGAACAGAGGAUGAGAAGGCAUCAUCUAAGCAGAGUGUUUCUGUAGAAGUAGUGUCACAGAUCAGGACUUCAAAGGCAGGUUCAUCCACCCGGAAUACUCACCCCUGGGAAAUGGGUGUCCCAGUCUUGAAAGACAUUUUGCACCUGACUGAGCAAGGAACACAUCCUGGGCAGAAUCCAUGCUUGGGUGGGACAUGUGUGAGAUGCUUCUGGAUGAGACCAAACCACCAGCAACAGAAGUGUCCCAGUGGAGAGAAACCCUUCAAAAAGGACAUGGAUGGGGCCUCAUUUAUGAAGAGCUGCAGAUUCCAUGUGUCAGGGCAACCCUUCACCUGUGGGGAAGUUGGUAAGGACUUCCCAGCAACCUCAAGUCUACUCCAGCACCAGGCCUCUCCUGAGAGUGAGAAGCAACCCAGCAGCCUUGAGUGUGGGAAGACCUUUCACAAUGGAAAAAGACUGUUCAGGUGGGGUAAAUGUGGGAAUUUUUCCAGUCACAAACACACACUUGUUCACCAUGAGAGCGUCUGCACUGGAGAGGGGCUUUAUGAGGGUAACAAAUGUGAGAAAGACUUCAGCUGCAAAUACAGAUUUGUUCAGUGCCAGGGAAUUCACACUGAAGAAAAGCCGUAUGAGUGUGUAGAAUGUGGAAAAUCCUUCAGAUUCAAAUGUUUACUCAGUUACCAUCAGAGAAUUCACACUGGAGAAAGGCCAUAUGAGUGUGAGGAAUGUGGCAAAUCCUUUAGAGUGCCCUCAUCCCUCAUUCGACAUCAGAAAAUUCACACUGGAGAAAAGCCUUAUGAGUGUAGUGAAUGUGGAAAACCCUUUAGCCGCAAAUCUUUACUCAGUUACCAUCAGAGAGUUCAUACUGGAGAAAGGCCUUAUAAAUGUGGUGAAUGUGGAAAAUUAUUUAGCCGUAAAUCUGACCUUAAUAAACACCAGAGAAUUCAUACUGGAGAAAGGCCUUAUGAGUGUGGGGAAUGUGGGAAAUCCUUUAGAGAUGCCUCAUCUCUCAUUCAGCAUCGGAAAAUUCACACUGGAGAAAAACCUUAUGAGUGUAGUGAAUGUGGAAAAUUCUUCACCCAGAGAUCGAAUCUUAAGAAACACCAGAGAAGUCACACUGGAGGAAGGCCUUAUGAGUGCAGGGAAUGUGGGAAAUUCUUUAGCUAUUGCUCCUACCUAAAUAAACACAAGAGGAUUCACACAGGAACAGUGCUGUAUGAGUGUUGUGAAUGUGGAAAAUCCUUUAGCCGAGGGUCCAGCCUCCUUAAACACCAGAGAAUUCACACUAGAGCUAGUGUAUAUGAGUGUGGCGAAUGUGGGAAAUCCUUUAGAUACAAAUGUUUACUCAUUUACCACCAGAGUUCACACUGGAGGAAGGCUUUAUCAGUGUGUGGAAUGUGAGAAAUCAUUUUGCGAUCACUUAGUCCUCAUUCAACAUUGGACAGUUCACACUGGAAAAAGGUGUUACGAGUGUGGACAAUGUGGGAAAUCAUUUAGCCACUGUAAAUCCUUCAUUAGACACCAGAGAGAUCA